AUGCAGCUACAUAAACUUUGAAAGAUCAAUACACCAGCGAAGAGUAUCGAUCAUGAGCGAGAAACCAGUUCUACUUUUUGUUCAUGGAGCAUGGCAUCCCCCGACAUGCUACGACGCCAUCAAAACCGCCCUCACCAACCUCGGCUACGAAUGCGUCAUCCCCAAACUUCCCUCUGUAGGCUCUGAAAGUCACGGCGUUACGUGGGAAGCGGACAAAGCCAAGAUCAUCGAGACAGCAGAGCCAUUCUUCAACCAAAGUCGCGAAGUCGUUCUCAUCGCUCAUUCUUACGGCGGCAUUCCCGCGACUGCCGCGACGCAAGAUCAGGGAACGGAAGAGCGUGCGAAACGCGGCUUGAAUGGUGGAUUCCACUCGAUUAUUUUCUUAGCUGCAUUUGCUAUCCCGGUCAAGGGCUGGGAUCUCAUCACGACUUUUGGUGGGGCUUAUCCUCCAUGGUUGCGGGCUGGCGAGAAGUAUACAAAGAAUCAAAUUACUAGGAUGGCGGAGGGAGCGAGGGAAAGUGUGUACAGUGGUUGUACCGAAGAAGCAAUAGAUAAGGCCUUGGAGUCUACGGAACCGCAUUCUCAGGAUGCGUUUGAGACGAGUCUGGAUUUCAUCGCAUCGGAUAUCACUAUUCCGAAGACAUAUAUCAUUUGCGAAAAUGAUCAGCUUAUCCUGUUGCCUCUUCAAGAAAAGCUUGUUGAGUCAACGCCUGGGAUGAGAUCUGCAAGGCUGGCGGCGGGUCAUAGUCCGUUCGUGGAGAAGACGGAGGAAACAGCAGAACUAAUUGUGAAGAUCAUCGAGGAAGAAGUUUAGAUAGAUUAGACUAGCAUGAGUCAUGAAAUAGAAACGAGACUAUCGGUCCUACUUGAUAGGAUUGAGCUCGUCCUUGCAGGGCUGUAGGGGGUGACAUAUCGGCCAACAUCCGUGCGGCUCCGCAGAUUUAGCCCGCGAUCCAUCCAUCGGUCCCGCAGAUAGGUUCCGCAGCCAUGAUUCAUGAACGCUGAACCCAAUUAGGAGAAACAAUGGUCUUUAAUUUUCCUG
Messenger RNA from Fusarium oxysporum Fo47, 1042 nucleotides. RefSeq names its product Alpha/beta hydrolase fold-1. The record is from RefSeq and is a predicted model, not a curated record. The transcript is spliced from 2 exons. NCBI's taxonomy places the organism in Eukaryota, Fungi, Ascomycota, Sordariomycetes, Hypocreales, Nectriaceae. Bases 53 to 814 code for a protein of 253 amino acids.